AUGUCUGCUUCACUCGAGAACAAAGUCGUCAUCAUCACUGGUGGUGUUCUUGGUACCGCCACUGCACGACUUCUCGCCUCCAACGGCGCCAAGAUUGCCUUCAUCUAUCACUCCAACGCCGCUGCAGCCGACAAAGCACUCGCUACGUUUCCCGGUCAAGGACACAAGUCGUACGGCGCAGACCUGCGAACCGAGGCAGCCAUCGAGAAGGUCUUCAAAGCCGUCAAGGCCGACUUUGGAAAGAUCGACAUUGCCAUCAACAAUGUCGGCAAGGUUCUCAAGCGCCCCAUUAUCGACCUCACCGAGAGCGACUUUGACACCAUGUUCGACCUCAAUGCAAAGGCCGCCUUCUUCUUUAUCAAACACGCUGCGAUCAACCUCGAAAACGGUGGCAAGAUCGUCUCGACCGUGACGUCGCUCUUGGCCGCCUUCACCGGCAAUUAUGCACUGUACGCCGGUGCCAAGGCGCCCGUGGAACACUUUACUCGCGCUGCCGCCAAGGAGCUCCAGCCUCGUCGCAUCAGCGUCAACGCUAUUGCUCCUGGUCCGAUGGACACACCCUUCUUUUACCCUCAGGAGGAAGAUGCAGCCGUUGCUUUCCACAAGUCUCAGGCGCUUGAAGGCCGACUCACCGAUGUAGAGGACAUUGCUCCCAUAAUCAAACACCUCGUCUCUGACGGCAACUGGAUCACCGGCCAGACCAUCUUCGCCAACGGUGGAUACACUACCCGCUGA
Sporisorium graminicola is the source of this 735-nucleotide messenger RNA. RefSeq lists its product as uncharacterized. The transcript has 4 exons. The record is from RefSeq and is a predicted model, not a curated record. Lineage: Eukaryota; Fungi; Basidiomycota; Ustilaginomycetes; Ustilaginales; Ustilaginaceae. The coding region runs from base 1 to 735 and encodes 244 amino acids.